CUGCGGGUCGUUGGUGCGGGAGCAAACCAAAGGACGGUAUCGUUUGGGCCAGUUGGGUUCAUGUUGACAAAGUCCAGUCUGGUACCUGCUAGAAGCUUGGCAUUAUUCCAUGACUUCGUGGAUUAUCGCCAGCCGGUGGGAGUACUUUGAAGGUGUACUGCAUGAGGACCUCGUGUUGUACGUAAAACCAUCAUUGGUGCUUACCUUGAUGACUCCACGGAGAAGAGGGGACUCAGUCAUAGGAAACGCUCAAAGCUGGAUUCAAGUUAUCAGCUAGAGUCCCUUGUGCAAGCCCUUUGAGAAAGGGGGGCAGGGGGGCAUAGAAGUAUAAACAACAGCCCAAUAAAUCAGCAGUUCUCUGCGGAUCGGCAUGCUCAGGGUUCAGUGCCAACUGAUUAUCAUGUUGACCACCUUAACCUCUCUUCUCUUGGGUAUUACCCCUCUCUUCCAUGUGGCUCUCGGGGCAGCGGUGACUCGUGUCACUCCCCGUGAUGCAGUCCCCGGCCUCACCUAUGACCCGAAUACCACAAGCUACUGCACCUGGUGGGUUGACUUGACCACGCCCGUGGCCUGCAGCAGUAUACUCUCCGACAAUGCAAUCACUCUGGCGACAUUCCGUAGAUGGAAUCCAUCCGUCCCUGAAAACUGCGGAACACUCCAGGGGGGGCGGUCGUACUGCGUGGAAGCAAUGUUUGAACCUGCCCCCGGGCCGACAACCACGUCAACCAAGACGACUGCCCAAACCACCACCACUCUUCCCCCAACGACAACGUCAACUAAGACCACUCUUCCGCCAACCACGACGACAAGUACCGUCCCCGGCAAUGGGGUGUCAACGCCAGUGCCCACCCAGCCCGGCAUGAUCUCAAACUGUAACAAAUUUCACUUUGUGCAACAGGGCCAAACCUGCGCAACGAUCUCAGCCCUGUAUUCCAUCACCGCGUCUCAAUUCAUUCAGUGGAAUCCUGCCGCUGGAAGCGACUGCUCCGGCCUGUGGGCUUCAACGUAUGCCUGCGUCGGCGUCAUUGGAGGCUCCCCAGCGCCGUCGACAACGACGAAGCCCGGCAAUGGCAUCACGACCCCCACACCCGCUCACCCAGGAAUGAUCAGCAAUUGUAACAAGUUUGCCUACGUUAAUCCUGGGGAUUCUUGCGACGCUAUCGGCUUCUGGAACGGCGUUGGGGGCCAGUGGGUGAAGCUUUGGAACGGUAUCGAGGAAUCGUGCCGGUCGAUCCAGGCAUAUACCUACGUCUGUGUCGGCGUCAUCUCCGGAAAUGGCAUCCCGACGCCUACGCCCGCCCACCCAGGCAUGGUGAGUAACUGCAAUAAAUUUGCCUACGUCAAUCCUGGGGAUACCUGCGACGGUAUCGGUUUCUGGAACGGCGUUGGCGGCCAGUGGAUUAAGCUUUGGAACGGAAUUGAGGAGGCAUGCCGGUCGAUCCAAGCAUAUACCUACGUCUGUGUCGGCAUUAUCUAAGCGAGACUGUCGUCGAGGAGAGCAGUCUCCCUGGAUGGGAAGCCCUGUUCAAUUAGGCAUUUUAUAUACACGAUGAUGACCACAAGGCUCCAUGUCAUCAUAG
This is a messenger RNA of Parathielavia appendiculata, 1580 nucleotides long. RefSeq names its product carbohydrate-binding module family 50 protein. Bases 401 to 1477 code for a protein of 358 amino acids. The transcript has 3 exons. Lineage: Eukaryota; Fungi; Ascomycota; Sordariomycetes; Sordariales; Chaetomiaceae. The record is from RefSeq and is a predicted model, not a curated record.